AUGGCAGCAGCUCCUAUGUGAGUUUUCCCGGGUACAGUAACCUAGAAACUCGUGUCGAGACCCGAAAAUUUGAAAAUUUCGAGAAAAUUGGGUCUUGGGGGGAUUUUCUGGGUUACUGUAGCUGGAUUUUGAUGUGGAAUCGUGGCAGGACCCAAAUUUUAUGAAUUUUUCGAUUUUGUAGCUACAGUAACCCCAGAAAAUCGUGGCAGGACCCAAAUUCCAUGCAUUUUUGGGUUUUGCCACGAUUUUUAGCUACAGUAACCCCAGAAAAACGCUCCAGGACCCAAACUUUCUGAAUUUUUCAAAUUUUUGGGUUUUGCCACGAUUUCUAGCUACAGUAACCCCGAAAAAUCGCUCCAGGACCAAAAUUUUAUGAAUUUUUCAAAUUUUUGAGUUUUGCCACGAUUUUUAGCUACAGUAAUCUAGAAAAUCGUGGCAGGACCCAAAUUCUAUGUAUUUUUCGAAUUUUUGGGUUUUGCCACGAUUUCUAGCUACAGUAACCCAGAAAAUCGUGGCAGGACCCGAAUUUUCUGAAUUUUUCGAUUUUCUAGCUACAGUAACCCCGGAAAAUCGUGGCAGGACUCAAAUUUUAUGAAUUUUUCGAAUUUUUGGGUUUUGCCACGAUUUCUAGCUACAGUACCCCAGAAAAUCGCUUCAGGACCCAAAUUUUCUGAAUUUUUCGAAUUUUUGGGUUUUGCCACGAUUUUUAGCUACAGUAACCCCAGAAAAUCGUGGCAGGACCCAAAUUUUAUGAAUUUUUGGGUCUUGCCACGAUAUCUAGCUACAGUAACCCCAAAAAAUCGUGGCAGGACCCAAAUUUUAUGAAAAUUUCGAAUUUUUCGGUUUUGCCACGAUUUCUAGCUACAGUAACCCCCGAAAAUCGUGGCAGGACCCGAAUUUCAUGAAUUUUUUGAAAUUUUCGGUUUUCCCACGAUUUUUAGCUACAGUAAUCUAGAAAAUCGUGGCAGGACCCAAAUUCUAUGUAUUUUUCGAAUUUUUGGGUUUUGCCACGAUUUCUAGCUACAGUAACCCAGAAAAUCGUGGCAGGACCCGAAUUUUCUGAAUUUUUCGAUUUUCUAGCUACAGUAACCCCGGAAAAUCGUGGCAGGACUCAAAUUUUAUGAAUUUUUCGAAUUUUUGGGUUUUGCCACGAUUUCUAGCUACAGUACCCCAGAAAAUCGCUUCAGGACCCAAAUUUUCUGAAUUUUUCGAAUUUUUGGGUUUUGCCACGAUUUUUAGCUACAGUAACCCCAGAAAAUCGUGGCAGGACCCAAAUUUUAUGAAUUUUUGGGUCUUGCCACGAUAUCUAGCUACAGUAACCCCAAAAAAUCGUGGCAGGACCCAAAUUUUAUGAAAAUUUCGAAUUUUUCGGUUUUGCCACGAUUUCUAGCUACAGUAACCCCUGAAAAUCAUGGCAGGACCCAAAUUUCAUGAAUUUUUGGGUUUUGCCACGAUUUCUAGCUACAGUAACCCCAGAAAAUCGUGGCAGGACCCAAAUUUCAUGAAUUUUGGGUCUUGCCACGAUUUCUAGCUACAGUAACCUCAGAAAUUCGUGGCAGGACCCAAAUUUUUCGAAUUUCUGGGGUUUGCCACGAUUUCUAGCUACAGUAACCCCCGAAAAUCGUGGCAGGACCCGAAUUUCAUGAAUUUUUUGAAAUUUUCGGUUUUCCCACGAUUUUUAGCUACAGUAAUCUAGAAAAUCGCCCCAGGACCCAAAUUUUAUGAAUUUUCCGGUUUUGCCACGAUUUCUAGCUACAGUAACCCAGAAAAUCGUGGCAGGACCCAAAUUUCAUGAAUUUUUCGAUUUUCUAGCUACAGUACCCCAGAAAAUCGCCCCAGGACCCAAAUUUUCUGAUUUUUUGGGUUUUGCCACGAUUUCUAGCUACAGUAACCCCUGAAAAUCGUGGCAGGACCCAAAUUUCAUGAAUUUUCCGGUUUUGCCACGAUUUCUGGCUACAGUAACCCAGAAAAUCGUGUCAGGACCCAAAUUUCGUGAAUUUUUCGAAUUUUUGAGUCUUGCCACGAUUUUGAGCUACAGUAACCCCAUUUUCAGUCCAAGUAAACGUCAAGCCCGCCGUGCCGCCUUCAAAUCCGGCGUCUUUCCCGAAGAUCUCAUCUCACCUGAGAUGAUCAAAACCUUUUCGUUUUCCAUCGAAUGCGCCGCGGGUCAACCGCGACUUCGCGACUUUAAAUUAUCCAAGGGAAUGUUGUUGAUGCGAGUUCCACAAUUUAUGGCUCCACCAAUUGAGUAUGGCGAUUAUUUGGUGAAGAUCAACGACACUCCGAUUACGACGAAAAAAGAGAUGGAGGCCGUGUUGACGCAGACAAUCAAGACCGAUAAGACGCAUUUUGUUAGUGCCAAAGAAAAAACAAAAAAUAAAAAAAAGUUUGCUCGCACCGUUCCUCGAACCCAUGACCUUGCGAUCCACAAGCAAAAGCGCAACCAACUGAGCUACUAGGCGCUUUUCUUCCCUCGCUUGUUUUUUGUUGAUUAUUUCGAUGCGCGGGUCAUUUUCAGGUUUCUACAGUAACCUACAGUAACCUUUUUUGCAGCCAGUUUUCACUGUCAAAAGAAUUAUGAGUAUGGUGAAAAUCACUGAAGGACUUCCAACAAAUGCGGCCAUCAAAAAACCGAAAAGCAAUGAUCCACAGAUCAAACCGACUGAUGGAUAUGUUUAUUAUAAGUGAGUGCGGCUGGGAAUCGUGUCGAGACCCGAAAAUUUCGAAAAUUUCGAGAAAAACUGGGUCUUGGAGUGAUUUUCUGGGUUACUGUAGGUGGAUUUCGAUGUUUUGCCACGAUUUCUAGCUACAGUAACCCAAAAAAAUCGUGGCAGGACCCAAAUUUUCUGAAUUUUUCGAAUUUUUGGGUUUUGCCAUGAUUUCUAGCUACAGUAACCCCAGAAAAUCGUGGCAGGACCCAAAUUUCAUGAAUUUUUCGAAUUUCUUGGUCUUGCCACGAUUUCUAGCUACAGUAACCUGGAAAAUCGGCACAGGACCCGAAUUUUUCGAAUUUUUGGGUCUUGCCACGAUUUGUAGCUACAGUAAUCCAGAAAAUCGUGCCAGGACCCAAACUUCAUGAAAUUUUUGAAUUUUUGGGUCUUGCCACGAUUUCUAGCUACAGUAACCCAGAAAAACGUGGCAGGACCCAAAUUUCAUGAAUUUUUCGGUCUUGCAACGAUUUCUAGCUACAGUAACCCAAAAAAUCGUGGCAGGACCCAAAUUUCAUGAAUUUUUGGGUUUUGCCACGAUUUCUAGCUACAGUAACCUAGAAAAUCGUGUCAGGACCAAAAUUUUCUGAAUUUUUCGAAUUUUUCGGUCUUGCGACGAUUUCUAGCUACAGUAACCCAAAAAAUUCGAAUUUCUUGGUCCUGGAACGAUAAUAGCUCAAAAUUCAGCUACAGUAACCCAAAAAAUCACUCCAGGACCCAAAUUUCAUGAAUUUUUGGGUCUUGCCACGAUUUCUAGCUACAGUAACCCAAAAAAAUCGUGGCAGGACCCAAAUUUCAUGAAUUUUUGGGUCUUGCCACGAUUUCUAGCUACAGUAACCCCAGAAAAUCGUGGCAGAACCCGAAUUUUCUGAAUUUUCAGAUCUUGCCACGAUUUCCAGCUACAGUAACCCCAGAAAAUCGUGGCAGGACCCACACACUAUUUUCUGAAAAGUGAAAAUGCGCUCUAAAGAUAAACUAACGAUUUUUGAGUGGGAAAUUUGAAUUUUUCGUGAUUUUUACGUUGAAAAGUGAAAAUGCGCUCUAUUGAGAAUUUUGAAUUUGUAAAAGAAAAUUUAAAUUUUCAAAAAUUGUUCCAAGUGCGCUCUAUUGACAAUUUUUGGCGGGAAAUUUGAAUUUUCAACAGGUUUUCAUCCUAAAAAGCUUCAAGUGCGCUCUAUUGAGAAUUUUGAAUUUGUUUUGGGUUUUGCCACGAUUUCUAGCUACAGUAACCCCAAAAAAUCGCCCCAGGACCCAAAUUUUGCGAAUUUUUGGGUCUUGCCACGAUUUGAAGCUACAGUAACCCGGAAAAUCAUGCCAAGACCCGAAUUUCAUGAAUUUUUCGAAUUUUUCGGUCUUUCCACGAUUUUUAGCUACAGUAACCCCAGAAAAUCGUGCCAAGACCCAAAUUUUCUGAAUUUUUGGGUUUUGCCACGAUUUCUAGCUACAGUAACCCCAAAAAAUCGUGGCAGGACCCAAAUUUCAUGAAUUUUUCGGUCUUGCCACGAUUUCUAGCUACAGUAAUCUAGAAAAUCGUGCAGGACCCAAAUUUCAUGAAUUUUUCGCAUUUUUGGGUUUUGCCACGAUUUCUAGCUACAGUAAUCUAGAAAAAUCGUGGCAGGACCCAAAUUUCAUGAAUUUUUGGGUUUUGCCACGAUUUCUAGCUACAGUAACCCCAAAAAAUCGUGGCAGGACCCAAAUUUCAUGAAUUUUUCGGUCUUGCCACGAUUUCUAGCUACAGUAAUCUAGAAAAUCGUGCAGGACCCAAAUUUCAUGAAUUUUUCGAAUUUUUCGGUCUUUCCACGAUUUCCAGCUACAGUAACCUGGAAAAUCGUGUCAGGACCCAAAUUUCAUGAAUUUUUUGGUCCUGGAACGAUAACAGCUCAAAAUUCAGCUACAGUAACCCAGAAAACCGUGCCAAGACCCAAAUUUUCUGAAUUUUUCGAAUUUCCAACUUUCCAGACUCGUUCUGAUCUAUUUUCCACGUGCCAAUCUCGGCAUCAACAUCAAAUCCUACAACAAUGUCGUCUACGUCGAAUCCACCGACAACACUUGGGGUUCAACAACUCGUCGAUUUUUGUACGUCGGCGAUGCGAUUCUCAAAAUCGACGAUACCGAAGUGUUCGAUUUGAAAGAGACUGGAAAUAUGCUGAAAACGGCGCUGACACAAAAUGGAAUUGCGACAAUAAUUGUGGAGAGAGCUGUAGAGCCAUUGGCUGCGAAUUAUGUCAGAUCGGUUUUGAGUUUCAAUAAGUGUAAUGAUCCGCAACUUGCCAUGGAUACUAUUAAGAUUUGCAAGACACGUCAUGAUCACCAUGUAAAGAAUGGGUUUGGACCCGAGCCAAAGAGCAUUUUUAAAGUGCAGAGGAAAGGAGCUGCGAAUAAGGUUACGGUAGGUGGAAUUUCACGAGAUUUUCAGCCUAGAAACUCAUUUUCAAGAUGAAUUUUGCGCUGAAAACGAUGGGUUAUCUGAAAUUCCAUGAAAAUCACAAAUUUCACGAGUCUCAGCACAAAAUUUCAGCCUAGAAACUCAUUUUUAAACCGAGGGACUAGAGUUUGAAUUUUGCAAAUCGUGAAACUAUCUAUACUCUAGUUUCUCUUCAUUGUCAAACUAGACUCUAGUUUCUCAUCGUCAAACUAAAUUAUAGUCUUCAAACUAGACUCUAGUUUUUCUUCAUUGGCAAACUAGACUCUAGUUUUUCUAAAUAUGGACUAGAAUUCGAAUUUUGCAAAACCUAGUCCCCGAAUUCAAAUUUUUCUAGAUCAGAAUUUUGGGCUGAAAACGAUAGAUUAUCUGAAAUUCCAUGAAAAUCACGAAUUUCUUGAUUUUCAGCACAAAUUUUCAGUCUAGAAACUCAUUUUUUCAACCGAGGGACUAGAAAUUGAAUUUUGCAAAACCUAGUCCGCCGUUUUUUCACGAAUUUUGUUUUCUAGAUCAGAAUUUUGUGCUGAAAACGAUAGAUUUACUGAAAUUCCAUGAAAAUCAUGAAUUUCACGAUUUUCAGCACAAAAUUUCAGCCUAGAAACUCAUUUUUUAACCGAGGGACUAGAAUUUGAAAUUUGCGAAACCUAGUCCCCCCGUUUUUUCACGAAUUUUGUUGUCUAGAUCAGAAUUUUGUGCUGAAAGCGAUAGAUUAUCUGAAAAUCAAUGAAAAUCAUGAUUUUCAGCACAAAAUUUCAGCCUAGAAACUCAUUUUCAAACCGAGGGACUAGAAUUUGAAAUUUGCAAAACCUAGUCCCCGAAUUUAAAUUUUUCUAGAUCAGAAUUUUAUGCUGAAAACGAUAGAUUCAUAAAUUUUCAGCCAAAAAUUCCGAUUCUUGUUACAGGUCACGGAUAAUGUGAAAACAAAAUUGAUUGGCUGCGAGCAAUACAAUCCGCUGACAAUGGUGAAGUGCCCGAAUUACACGGAUGCCACAAAUGUGGCCAAAGCUAUGGGAUCUGAGGGUAGUGACAAAUAAAGAUUUUCUCAAUUAAAAAAAAAAAAGAAAGAAAAAAAAGAAAAAAAAGUGUGCGCGCACCGUUCCUCGAACCCGCCACCUUGAGAUUCGAGAGCAAAAGCGCAACCAACUGAGCUAUUAGGCGAUUUGUUUUCGUCGCUUGUUUUUUGUUGAUUAUUUUGAUGCGCGCGCGUGGGUUGCGGUCGCAUGUAUUUUCAAAAAAGCCCCCUCAAAUCACCCACCUUUACAGAUCGAAACAUCACACCAAAAUCGAGACACCAAUCCGAAUCCUCUUCAUGA
Caenorhabditis angaria is the source of this 6443-nucleotide messenger RNA. The record is from the annotation of a GenBank genome assembly. Lineage: Eukaryota; Metazoa; Nematoda; Chromadorea; Rhabditida; Rhabditidae.